This is a messenger RNA of Drosophila suzukii, 1205 nucleotides long. RefSeq names its product protein FRA10AC1 homolog. The record is from RefSeq and is a predicted model, not a curated record. Lineage: Eukaryota; Metazoa; Arthropoda; Insecta; Diptera; Drosophilidae.
CCCCUUUGUAAUCGAGUUGUUGUUUAGCAAUAACAAUGAGCGGCUCGCAACUAUUCCCCGUGAAUCUGAACAAUCUGACCGCAAAGGAGCGACACAACUAUAUCCUCAACCACUACGUGCUCAACUCCCCGGCGGAGGCUGAAUCUCGCCGCCACAAGCGGGACAUCGAUGUGAUACGGGAGAACCACCGCUUUCUGUGGGAUGAUGAAGAGGCGGACACCGAUUCCCUCAGCUGGGAGCAGCGUUUGGCCCUGCGCUACUACAAGAAGCUGUUCAAGGAGUACUGCAUUGCCGAUCUGUCCCGGUACAAGGAGAACAAGAUAGCCCUGCGCUGGCGAACGGAGCAGGAGGUGGUGACCGGGACCGGGCAGUUUCAGUGCGGCAGUCGGCACUGCGGGGAGCGGGAGAAUCUCCGCAGCUGGGAGGUGAACUUCAAGUACAUCGAAAAGGGUGCGCCCUUGAAUGCACUCGUUAAGGUGCGCCUUUGUCCCACGCAUACGGAUCAGCUUAACUAUCGCACCAAAAAGAGGGAGUACAAGAAUGAGCGAAGGAGGGCCAAGGAGGAACGCCGGGCUGAGCGAAAACGAAAGCGUCGUAGGCUGGAUGACGAACAAGAGAGUUCCACAGAUAGCGAAGAAGUGGAGGAGGAGGCUGGAAAAUCCGCUUCCGAAUCCCAACCAGAAACUACCGAGGUGCCCACCACCGAAGACACCCCGGCUGACGAUCAGAUCUGGCAGCAACAGCCCGAUCUCGGCCAGGAGCAGACCUCCAGGGAGCAAGAGUUCGAGCGCUACCUAGAGGAUCUCCUUUUUUAAAAUACAUAGCACAUUUAUUUGGAUUCAACGUAGACACUAGUGCUCUUUUUAUAGUUACUGGCCGCGAGAUGCGUUCGCUUAAGAACUAGGAUGUACAUGUACACUCACAUUUACAGGAUUAUUCACAAGAACUGCGUGCUAAGACCGACACCAAAUCUAAAGUUGAACUGGACAUUAAGGCUGUGACUGAUUGAUUUUUGGAAACAUUUCCGAAUCGCUACAUUAUAUGCAUGACCUAGUUCAACCGCAAUUUCUGUAUUCAUCGAAUGCGAAUCGGAGGUUCGAAAAUACAUUUUCACCUUACGUUUACGUGCGCCUCUGUGGUCAAAACAAAUUGUUUAAAUCCAGCCACUGAAGUGUUUCUAAAUAUAAAUCGCUCUACAAUAAAUA